AUGUCUUCUCCGGCGAAGCCGACCCUGUUUCCCGGCAUUUCCGCCACUGAGACCAGGCUUUUGGUCCUGGCCAAUGUCUGCCUGAAGAAUGAUAAGAUCGACUACGACAAGCUUGCUUCGAAUGCUGGCCUCAAGGCCUCGUCUGCUCAUACGCUCUUUCGCAAUGCGAAGCGCAAGCUAGACAAGCUGUACGCCGAUGACAAUGCUAAUGCGGAUGGUGCCAGUGCCACCAUGUCGCCCGAGGAUACUUCUUCCAAGCGCGGAAAGGCCAAUACGAAGGCGCCUCGCACUCUCAAGUCUCCCAAGACCCCCAAGUCGGCCAAGGCCACCAAGGACGAUAAGGCCGCUAUUAAGUCCGAGGGAACCGACGACCAGGAUGUCUCCGUCAAGCUCGAGUUUAGUCCUCUCUCUGCUGAUUUCGAUUUCGCCGCCAACCUCGCUGAGGAUACUACCCGCAAGGCUGCUGUUGCCGCCGCUGAGCCUGUCACUGAAACCGCUGCUGCUGAGUCUCUCACUGAGCCCGCCACUACCGCUGAUGCAAUCAAGCUUCAGACCGAGAAAGAGCAGGCAAACGUCAAGGCCGAUGAGGACAUCAACGCCGAGCUUGAACUGGCUGUGAACCUGCAACUUCCUGAGUCCCCACUGUCCGCUGACGACGACGGCGCCUACAAGCAGGAAAAGGCCCAGGAGAACGACCAGCACAAGAAUUAA
Penicillium hordei is the source of this 711-nucleotide messenger RNA. Its product is annotated as putative histone h1.3. Bases 1 to 711 code for a protein of 236 amino acids. The transcript is spliced from 2 exons. The record is from RefSeq and is a predicted model, not a curated record. Lineage: Eukaryota; Fungi; Ascomycota; Eurotiomycetes; Eurotiales; Aspergillaceae.